Molecule: messenger RNA, 1317 nt
Organism: Paramecium tetraurelia
Lineage: Eukaryota; Ciliophora; Oligohymenophorea; Peniculida; Parameciidae
Exons: 4
Source: RefSeq, a predicted model, not a curated record
AUGAUAAAGAAAUUCAAGAAACUAUUUCAGAGUCAAUCGGAGUUCCAAAGCUUUUUAACUAAAUCAAGUUUGUCCAGAGAUAAUUUUGUAUUUAAACAGGAGGAUGUGGAAAUUUUGAUUCCGUUUCUAACUGAUGAAUAAAAUAUUAUAGAUUUUUUCAAGGUUUAUUUAGAUGGAAGUUUGCAAAUAUAUACGGUGAAAAUGAAGAUGUUAAUCACAAUCCACUAAGUAUUGAACAUUAGUGAGGAAUUCGCCCAACACUUCUCAAAGAUUAAUUUUGCAUAUUUCAAUAAACCGAUAUCAAAGCCUUAAACCUUUGUUUUCAAGUAAAUACCAAAUGAGGUGUGGCUGCUCGAUAAUAUCCAGAUUCCGUUCCUGCAAUAUCUGUAGAAGCUAGCAUUGAAUGUCCAAGAAAUAAAGGCCUAUAGAAAUAAUAAUCCCAGAAAGUAAAUCCUGCAAUCGAAUCUGGUGAUAGAGUGUUUCAAAUUGGAGAAUCUGGUUAACCAAGGCUUAUCGCUUGUUCCUCAACUGAAGACUGCCUUAUCUAAUUUCCCCCAUGACUUUCUUCUCAAAAAACUAGCCUGUAAUCUUUAUAGUGAAUUGAGACAAUUUCAAAGGCAAUUGAUAAACUCUCUUUCUGCCCUAUUAGACACCAACUCCAGAGCCUCCAACAUAGAGAUAUUCGAGUUCUUUAGAGAAGUGUAAAUGAUAGAGAAGAAAACCAUGUCUUAUUAUCUGUUGCAUAAAUUGUUUGAUCCAGCCAGGAAGUUGAUGCCACCUUUGCAGUUGAAGAUCGAUCUGAAGAGUGCGAAACAUCUCGAACAACAGGCACAGCAUGAACAGCAGAGGAUUACUCAAUAGAGGUAAUUGAGGAGUCAGAGAAAUUCUCGAUCCAAUAGCACUGAUCAGCAACAACCAGCAUCUCAAGGGUUUAUUAGUUAGAGAGAGAGACGAUUCAUGAUGUACAGCAGAGCCAAGAAACAGGAUACAAUACAGGAGGACAUUGAGAUGCCAACAGAAGAACAACAACCAGCAUCUGAAUAGAAGAAGAGUUGUUAGAAUAUGAAGAUUGUUCAAGAUGAUGGAAAUAAUAUACAAGAAAUUAAAAUUGAAAAUAUAGAAGUACAAAAAAUUGAUAAUUUUGAAUUAAAUGAAUAUCCAAACCAAUUUGUUGUCUCCCAAAAUAAUAGUUAAGUGGAACCACAGGAAAAUGGCAAUGAAAUAAAUGAAAAAAUUAGUUAAAAAGAAACGAAUGAUUUAGGUAAAAACUAAGAAAGUACUAGCUAAGCAGAUCAAGAAGAAAAUUAAGACAUUUGA